Molecule: messenger RNA, 1277 nt
Organism: Agelaius phoeniceus (red-winged blackbird)
Lineage: Eukaryota; Metazoa; Chordata; Aves; Passeriformes; Icteridae
Gene: PRKX
Product: protein kinase cAMP-dependent X-linked catalytic subunit
Biological process (GO): protein phosphorylation
Cellular component (GO): cAMP-dependent protein kinase complex; cytosol
Molecular function (GO): cAMP-dependent protein kinase activity; ATP binding
Source: RefSeq, a predicted model, not a curated record
AUGGACGCCUUCAGCGCUGCCAAGGCCAAGAUGGGGGCGAAGAGCGGCGGCGAGGCGGCGGCGGCGGGAGUGGCCGCGCCUCAGCCCGCCGUGCCGGCCCCCAGCCCCGCCGGUCCCGGCUCGCCCGGCGCGCUCGAGCCCGCUGCCUACAAGCUGGAGGACCUGGAGACCCUGGCCACCGUGGGCACAGGUACCUUUGGACGUGUUCAUCUAGUGAAGGAAAAAAUGGGCAAGCGUUACUUUGCACUGAAAGUAAUGAGCAUUCCUGAUGUCAUUCGACUGAAGCAAGAGCAACAUGUGCACAAUGAAAAGUCUGUCUUGAAAGAAGUAAACCACCCUUUUUUGAUCAGAUUAUUUUGGACCAACCACGAUGAACGUUUUUUAUAUAUGCUCAUGGAAUAUGUGCCAGGAGGAGAACUUUUUAGUUACCUGCGCAACAUGGGACGUUUCAACAAUAGCACAGGACUGUUUUACUCGACGGAAAUUAUUUGUGCAAUAGAAUACCUGCACUCCAAAGAAAUAGUUUACAGAGACUUAAAACCUGAAAAUAUAUUACUAGACAAAGAAGGACAUAUCAAGCUUACUGACUUCGGAUUUGCAAAAAAACUGGUGGACAGAACGUGGACUCUCUGUGGCACUCCUGAGUACCUUGCACCAGAAGUCAUACAAAGUAAAGGCCAUGGAAGAGCUGUGGAUUGGUGGGCCCUAGGAAUUCUUAUAUUUGAGAUGUUGUCAGGGUUUCCUCCAUUUUUUGAUGACAAUCCAUUUGGUAUAUAUCAGAAGAUUCUUGCUGGCAAAAUAGAUUUCCCGAGGCAUUUGGAUUUAUAUGUAAAAGACCUUAUUAAGAAGCUACUUGUGGUUGACAGAACAAGACGACUAGGAAAUAUGAAGAAUGGAGCUGAUGAUGUGAAGAGACAUCGAUGGUUCAGGUCUAUAGACUGGGAUGCUGUACCUCAAAGGAGACUAAAGCCUCCCAUAGUGCCCAAAGUAUCCAAUGAUGGGGAUACUUCCAAUUUUGAAGCUUAUCCUGAAGAUGACUGGAACAAGACACCUCCGGUACCUCCUAAAGAUCUAGAAAUUUUCAAGAACUUCUGAGCGUAACAUCUACACUCAACAAGAAACUGGAAGGAAAUUGAAGUGCUAAGAGCAAGUCUGAAGAACAAUGGAGUUCAGAUAUAAAGGAAGAUUUUCUUUGUGGCUAAGAAUGAUACUGCAUUCAGAUAUGUGUAUUAGUAAAUGUCAAAAAAUAUGGAGGCAGGCAGGAAUAAUUUUUUGCU